AGCGGCUGCAACGCCGAGCGGAGGAGGCAGGAACCCGAAGGCAAGCAGGAGCUGGGUGGGGACCAUGGCCGGGAUCACCACCAUCGAGGCGGUGAAGCGCAAGAUACAGGUUCUGCAGCAGCAGGCCGAUGAUGCAGAGGAGAGGGCCGAGCGCCUCCAGCGGGAAGUGGAGGGGGAAAGGCGGGCCCGAGAACAGGCUGAGGCUGAGGUGGCCUCCUUGAACCGUAGGAUCCAGCUGGUUGAAGAGGAGCUGGACCGAGCUCAAGAGCGCCUGGCCACUGCCCUGCAAAAGCUGGAGGAAGCUGAGAAAGCUGCUGAUGAGAGCGAGAGAGGUAUGAAGGUUAUUGAAAACCGAGCCUUAAAAGAUGAGGAAAAAAUGGAACUCCAGGAAAUCCAACUCAAAGAAGCUAAGCACAUUGCAGAAGAGGCAGACAGGAAGUAUGAAGAGGUGGCUCGUAAGUUGGUGAUUAUUGAGGGAGACUUGGAACGCACAGAGGAGCGGGCCGAGCUGGCAGAGUCCCGUUGCCGAGAGAUGGAUGAGCAAAUCAGACUGAUGGACCAGAACCUGAAGUGUCUGAGUGUUGCUGAAGAAAAGUACUCUCAAAAAGAAGACAAAUAUGAGGAAGAGAUAAAGAUUCUUACCGAUAAACUCAAGGAGGCAGAGACACGUGCUGAGUUUGCUGAGAGAUCGGUAGCCAAGCUGGAAAAGACAAUUGAUGAUUUGGAAGAUAAACUGAAAUGCACCAAAGAGGAGCACCUCUGUACACAAAGGAUGCUGGACCAGACUCUGCUUGACCUGAAUGAGAUGUAGAACACCCCAGUCCCGCCCUGCCGCCGCUCCUCCCUCUCACCCCGACUCCGCUGAGGCCAGCCUGCCCGAAGCUGACCUUUAAACUGAGGGCUGAUCUUUAACUGGAAGGCUGCUUUCUCCUUUCGCCACCUCUCCCACCCCCUUACUCCUGUGUCCUUUUCGCCAAACUGUCUCUGCCUCUCCCCAGAGAUUCCAGUUGGGCUAGAGGCUGAGCACCUUUGGGAACAACGUUUAAGGGAAUGUGAGCACAAUGCAAAGUGUCUUUAAAAGCAUGUUGUGAUGUACACAUUUUGUAAUUACCUUUUUUGUUGUUGAUGUAACAACCAUUUGUAAAAAACAUUCCAAAUAAUUCCAUAGUUCUGAAGCAGCAGUCUAAUCCCUUUCUCACUUUUGGAAGGUAACGUUUCAGCUUAAUGCAUAUUGCCUUCUCCAGAGAGAAAGGGAAAAGGUUUGGGCCUGCCUUCCUGAGAGCCUAGCAGCCCAGAGAAAGGCUCCAUUUGGGGAAACCUCAUUGCUCUGUAAAAAGUACCCGCCAAACCAGAAAGAUGAUUCCAGGAGGAGUUAGCCAAAAAAAAAAAAAAAAGUGCUGUUCAGGUUUUCAGCUUUACGGUAUCUUUGGACAACUUUUUUUUUUCUUUUUUCAUCAGAAGUGACCAAACAAUUAAGAUGGUGAAACCUCUGAGACCAAAUCCUUGUCCCAGCUCUACCCUGUUCCCAACUGCUCACAGAAUGGAUCACGUGCCCUUUAUAUUGAAGUGACCACUUAAUUGCUCUCCUGCCUCCUUGAAAGGAAAGAAAAUGAUGUUUUGCCACUGAUUUAGCCAUAUGAAAUUCAUCUCAUCACCCUUUUCUGGGUCUGAAGCUGCUGUCUCCAAAAGUGCCAUCUCAUUGUGCUUUGUAUCGGUUAGUGCUGGAGAAAUCUUGAAAAGCUUAUGUACAAAACUUUUUAAAUUUUAUAUUAUUUUGGAACUUUGCUUCUUUGGGGUUGAGGCACACUGGUCACCCCUCUGCCUGUGAGAGCUCUCUACAGUCUGUGGGCUAGCAGUGUGCUGAUCUUUUGAAGUUUCUUUCCCUACCCAAUCCCCCUUUUUUGAUGAGGUUUCAGUGAGGUCUGUUAGGUGUGCAUCCUGCAGCUUAAUUGGCUUAAAAUGUUCUCUCCUUUGGUGUGGUCUCUUUGCAGACCAACUGGGAGAAAAAAAAACCAAUAGUGUAACUGUUUUGAUACUGAAAAUUGAUAAAUGUCUUUUUGAAAUAAAGAACCAGUCCCUCCAAAAAAAAAAAAAA
Cervus elaphus (red deer) is the source of this 2095-nucleotide messenger RNA. RefSeq names its product tropomyosin alpha-3 chain-like. Gene Ontology annotation, cellular component: actin filament. Gene Ontology annotation, biological process: actin filament organization; muscle contraction. The transcript has a single exon. The record is from RefSeq and is a predicted model, not a curated record. Bases 65 to 811 code for a protein of 248 amino acids. Gene Ontology annotation, molecular function: actin filament binding. NCBI's taxonomy places the organism in Eukaryota, Metazoa, Chordata, Mammalia, Artiodactyla, Cervidae.